AUGCGGCUGCAAUAUGUCCAACACAAAGUGAUCGCAGCGUUCCUUCGCUGCCUUGUCCGGCCUCGACUUCACCUGCAUCCUAAGCCGGAUGAAGUGGUGUCGAUACCUCUCCGAGAGACUGGUCAAUCCAUCAAAGCCCACAUUUACAAACCUGCCACGGAAAAGCAGAAGCCCAGCCCGGUCUUGUUGAACUUUUGUGGCAGCGGAUUCGUGCUUCCUACGUUCGGAAAUGACGAUGAAUUUUGUCGCUACAUUGUCGAUCAUACCGACUACACGGUCAUCGAUGUGCAAUAUCGCCUCGCCCCAGAACAUACCUUCCCCGCAGCCUUCCAGGACGCCGAGGACGCCGUGAAAUGGGUGCGGUCGCAACCAGAACGGUUCGACAUUGACUGUAUUUCGCUCUCAGGCUUUAGUUCUGGCGCAAACAUUGCGCUGGCAGUCUCCUCAUCAUCUGGACUAUUCUCCCUGGAAAACCAGAAUGACAGGCCAGACGUCUUCCGUGCGGUCUUGUCCUUUUAUGGGCCCACUGACCUGGCCCUAGAGACCCCCGAUAAAACGAUCGCCGACCCAUCGAACUGGAUCAUGAGAAAGAUCUUCCCGGGAUUCUCACGCCUUUGCCACAAGUGCUUCAAUCCCGGCGUGGUCAACCCAGAAGAUCCUCGAAUGUCACCGUUAUUCGCCGACCCCCUCAAUUUCCCCGGAAAUAUCUUGAUCAUCACCGCUGCUCAGUGCGCCUUUGCCAUCGAGGGGGAGAAACUCGCGACCAAACUCGAGUCUGCCGGCAAAUAUGUGAAAUCUUGCCGAAUGGAGGGCUGUGCGCAUGGAUGGGACAAGGAAGCGGUCAGGGGGACGUCGCAAUGCAAAGCAAAGAACGAUGCUUAUGUGAUGGCCGUGGAAAUCUUGCAGCGAGGGAAGAACGACGGAAGUGAGACGCCCAAACCGGAGUGA
Molecule: messenger RNA, 948 nt
Organism: Penicillium maclennaniae
Lineage: Eukaryota; Fungi; Ascomycota; Eurotiomycetes; Eurotiales; Aspergillaceae
Exons: 1
Coding region: 1-948 (315 amino acids)
Molecular function (GO): hydrolase activity
Source: RefSeq, a predicted model, not a curated record